AUGCGUCAAGUGGACGACGCGAGUCAGUGGGAGCAGCUCGUCACCCUUCUGGAGCAGACCGAACUCAACCCGAGCGAUGCCGGCGCGCCGCGAAUUCCCAAACCGGAGGAGGCCGUCACCACAUCGGCACCUGCGGCCGUGCUGCCGGUCGAGUGUGAGAAGGACGAGCUGUCCCGUCUGGCCAUCGACCUGCACGACCGGUCCAACCUCAUCAUGGACCACCGCGUCGGCCUCUUCACCAAGAUCAGGGACUCCUUCUCCGGCGAGGCCUUCGUCAACUGGAUGAUCAAGGAGAAGGAGAGCGACGAGGCGAAUGCCCUGGACAUGGGCCAGCAGCUGAUGGACAAACACUUCAUCCAGAACGUCUCGGGCGGAGCCGACAGCACCAAGUUCGAGGGAUCGGCCAAGGCCUUCUACAGGAUGACCGAGGACGACAACCAGGGCGCGCUGAACUCUGGCGAGACGGCCGGCUGCCCGCCGCUGCCGGCCGGAGAGCUGGCCGAGAACCUCCGAAAACUGAUGCUCACCAUGUACGCCGAAAACAUCAGUCCCGACGGCAAGUCGGUGAACUACGCCGGCAUCAAGGCCUCAGACAACUGGCGUAACUACGUGCGGAUGGCGCGUGAGCUGCAGCGAGUCGACAUCUUCGGCCUCAACCGCGAGGAGAAGCUGGCCUUCUUUAUCAACGUGUACAACGCACUGGUUGUGCACGGCAACAUCGCCACCGGCCACCCGACCAACGUGUGGCAGCGCUGGAAGUUCUUCAACAACACGGCCUACGUGCUGGGCGGCAGUCCGUUCACGCUGCAGGACAUCGAGAACGGCGUGCUGCGCGCCAACAAGAAGGGAGUCGGCGCGCUCAGCCCCCAGUUCUCCAAGGCCGACCCGCGCCGGCGACUCUCGCUGGAGCGCGCCGAGCCCAGGAUCCACUUUGCGCUAAACUGCGGCGCCAAGAGCUGCCCGCCCAUCAAGACCUUCUCGGCCCAGAACAUCCAGUCAGAGCUGGACCUGGCCUCGGCCUCCUACCUAGAGACGGACGACGGUAUUCGUCUGGAGCCGGCCAAGGGCGUGGUGCACCUCUCCACGCUGCUCAAGUGGUACCGCUCCGACUUCGGAGAGGACGACAAGGAGGUUCUGACGUGGGUGCUGAAGCAUCUCACUGGCAAGAAGGCUGAGCAGCUGAAGCAGAUGCUGGACAGCGGCAACUUCAAGAUCAACUACAUCCCCUACGACUGGACCAAUAACGCCAAGUAGGCGGCUGGCUCCUGGAGCGGUCUGCCUCGGCGGGAAGGCGCUCUUCUCCUCACAGCGGUGUCCAGAAAGGGUCAAUCUAACCUCUGGAGAAGGCAGAGGGCAUGGCUCUUCUGAUUAUCACCGUUGACUGCAUGAGAGGGCAGACUCGGAGCAGGAAUCGGCUAUCGAGGUAGGUACCGUCUAGGCAGAACGGGGAGCUGUCCGAGCUGGGCUGGGACGGACGUUCUAUAUACCCUGCUGGGACGUGCCGCAGGGCCUAUUUUAAGACAAUUGGACUGGGGUGGCCAGGCAGUGGUGGCGCC
Messenger RNA from Amphibalanus amphitrite, 1556 nucleotides. RefSeq lists its product as uncharacterized. The coding region runs from base 1 to 1254 and encodes 417 amino acids. The transcript has 9 exons. The record is from RefSeq and is a predicted model, not a curated record. Lineage: Eukaryota; Metazoa; Arthropoda; Thecostraca; Balanomorpha; Balanidae. Gene Ontology annotation, molecular function: electron transfer activity. Gene Ontology annotation, biological process: intracellular signal transduction; cell redox homeostasis.